Messenger RNA from Sapajus apella (tufted capuchin), 12716 nucleotides. It is a transcript of the gene HIC2, whose product is annotated as HIC ZBTB transcriptional repressor 2. Gene Ontology annotation, cellular component: nucleus. Gene Ontology annotation, biological process: regulation of transcription by RNA polymerase II. Gene Ontology annotation, molecular function: DNA-binding transcription factor activity, RNA polymerase II-specific; RNA polymerase II cis-regulatory region sequence-specific DNA binding; protein binding. Bases 6222 to 8069 code for a protein of 615 amino acids. The transcript has 2 exons. Lineage: Eukaryota; Metazoa; Chordata; Mammalia; Primates; Cebidae. The record is from RefSeq and is a predicted model, not a curated record.
UCAUGAUUCACCCGCCUCGGUUUCUCCAAGUGCUGGGAUUACAGGCGUGAGCCACCAUGCCUGGCCGUUAUUCUGCUUCUUUAAGCAAUGUUCCCCUGCUUCUCUCCAAUAUUGUGUCUCAGAACUCUCAGCCAGAUUGUGCCAGGCCUGGGGCCCUCCCCGGUGCCAGCACUAGCAGGGGAAAUCCAGCUGCAGGUCUCCAAGGUCCCAUCCUGACCUCAUUCCUUGCUGGCUCCAAACCCAGAAGUGAUGAGAAGAGGGAGGGGACCGAGGCUGUACCUUUUGGGAUAACACAGUUUGAGGCACCUUCUGCCCAGCUCUCCUAUCAGCAGCCCAUUCCAGCCUCUUCCUUAAGCUAGGUUGUUAGCACAGGCUUCCUUACCUCUCAGAAGGGGCAGUACACAUGUGCGGGUGGCUGGAGGACCAUACAGGGCUUGGCCCUGCUGUGGGCAGCACUAGGUUCUCAGUAGGACCAGUGGCAUUUCAGGACAGGCGUGGGAAAGUCAUUGGGCUGGGAUGGAUGCUGCCUUCCUCACUCUGGGCCACAGGGGUGUGGACCAGGCUGGCCUGAGGAGCAGAGGAGGAGGAGGCCUGCUUUAGGUCGCAGUCACUGCAUCACCAACGUGUUGAGUGGAACCCGAGUGUUUAUUUUGUAUAAGCUGCAUUGGAGGGAGCUGGGCUCCUGGCAUUUGUGGAGCCUGUUGCUUUCCAGGAGGAUGGUCUGGGAGAAGAGCCAGGAGCUGCUGGCCGGCAUCCAGGUCUGAGCUGGAUUACAUGGCUGGGCUUGCCCAGAGCGGUGAGCCCCACCCACUACCAGCCCAUGCCUGGAGGGACAGGGAAGAAGGUCAUGGAGGGUGGGGGUGUUCCCAGAGGAGCAGCAAGCACAUCCUGGGCCCCCAAAGCGGGGCUGCAUGAUGUGGGCCCCACCUUGUCACUUCAGGUAGAGGAGCUGGGCAGACCCUGUGCCCCCACACUAAGUUUGGGAGAAUGCACCCAGGUGAGGCCCUGUUGUGGACAGGCAGGCAGUGCUGGGAGGUGGGGGAGUGCAUGUGGAGGUGCAGGCUGAGGCCCUCCUCCUGCCGCCUUCUGCGGCACCCGCAAGCAGCUGGGCAGUUGGAAGCCCUGUGUGAGUGGCAUCCCUGGCCCUGCCUGCAUUGGCUUGGGGUCAUCAGACCACAGCUCUGGAGUCAGUCUUUGGGUCUUCACUCUGCUACCUACAUGCUCUUAUGACCCUGGGCAAGUUGCUUAACCCCCAAGAACCUUUUAAUUUCUUAUCUGAAACUGCAGAGAUAACGACCCAUCACUGGGCCUGUGGGAAGAUUGAGGAGAUCAGAUCUGCCCACACAAGGGCUGCCAUCUCAUACAGGGCUGUGGCCGUGGGCGAGGUGCAGCCUUGGCCCUGUGGAGCUAUCUCUUGUCUAUGAAGGCUUCCUCAGGGAGGACUUCAGGCCAUGGGGAUAGGAUGAACAAAGUCCUGGGCUUGUGACUGUGCGGGGCUGGUUGUGUCCAGGGGCUCGGCCUUGGGGUGCUUCUGGAUCCUGGUUGCCUCCUGCCUGGCUGCCUUGUGCCCUCUAGGCAGUCUCUCCCAUGGCGUAGGGGCCCCUGGGAAGAGGCCGAGCCCACACAGGGCUACCCCUUGCAGCUGCAUCUGUCCGAGCCACACCUGAAGUGUGAGGGGACUAUAGUUGGGGGUUGGUCUGGGACCAGGGCUGAUGCUGACCUUAGGCUUAAGUUUGGGGGCAGACGCAGAAUGUCUGGAGCUCUCUCUGACCCUGGUCAGAUGUACUUAGACCUCUGGGGUGUGGAAGUUCCUUUGUAGCCCUGCCCUGCCCAGCAUGGCUUCACAGUCUGGCAUGCUUGUCCCUCCCACCUGGCAGUGGAGCUCCGGUGGGCUGUGGGUGGCCUUGCUCAUUCAACAGUCUUGGCAUCAGCUGGAGGGGUCCCAUUUUACUGUUAAUUUGUUCAGGCUGGGAGGUGGUUAAGGUGCAGCUCCUUGGAGGUGGACUGGGAGGAGCUUCUCCUCAGUCCUCCAGCAUAGCCCCAGGCCUCCUGCAGGAAGCACCUUUCUGGGGAAGUAAGGCAUGACUUCUGGGGAGGAAGGUGGAUGAGAAGGGGAUCCUAGGAGGGCUGGGUGGGGAGGCCUGCUUGGGGCAGCCCCCUUUCCUGGUCUUCACCCCCCUCCCUAGGCCUCCCUGCUGGCUGGGUGUAAGCCAGAAGAAGUUUCAGCCCGGGUGCCUGUGGUGGCCUCCAGUAGGGCACGUUCUGCCUGUAGGAGCCAGACAUUGAAGGUAGAGUGUCAUGUGGCUGAGACCACACCCUGAUUUUGACCCCCACCUGUGGGCCUGGAGGCAGGCAUGAGAUGUGUUUCUGUCUCCUGGUGGGAGGGCCACCAGCCUGGCCUCCAGAAGGAGCCAUGUGGAGGCCCAGUACUGGGAGCAGUUCUGAGUGCCUGGCCUCUUGGAGGCCAAGUCUCUGGGCAAGGUGGGUGUCAGAAUGGGGGCUGGAGUUCUCUGUUUUCUGCCUCAGCAGGGAUCACUUUGAUCUGAAAACCUCCUCUCUCCUGGCCUUUGAAAGAUACCGACCAGAGCAUACUCUCCUGCCCUUUGCUGGGUGCUUAGAAAGGCCUUGAGGUGACCCUGUUUCAGUCUCCCCAUGGGCCCCUGCAGCCACAUGGACUGACCAGAGGCUCCGCAUUUGGGCAGGUGUGGUCUGACCUCACUUAGGAUCGUGGGCUAGUGGGUCCCCCAAUGAAGGGGGCUGCUCCAAGUGUCAGGAGGCAGUAAGGGGUGCACAGAGCCCUGGCCUCUGCCGUCCCCAUUGGCUAUUUGGCCAAUCUGCAUUCAGGGAGUGAGUAGAGGGAUCUAGGGUGCAUGGGGAGGUGCAUGCAGGGUGGUUUUGGCCUGGGACUUUGACUGCCCUCCGGAGAUGCACUGUGAGGGCUGCCCAGCUAGGGAGCAGACGGGAGGGACAGGGACCUGUUCCCACUGUGCCCUUCCAAGCUGCUUCCCUGUCACCCUUGGUCUCAGUGCCAGUUGGAAAAUUGAGGCAGAACUCAAUCAGGCAUUCAACAGUGCCCAGUAAAGGUUAGUGGUGAUUCCCGGAGGGAAUGGCGGGGUAUUGUGCUGAGCUGCUGAGAUGGGAAUGUCCUGUGAAAACGUCUGUCUAGAGGUUCAUUUCAUUUGGAGUUGAAGUUUACAUGCAGUGAAGUGCGUAAAAUUAUGUUUUCAUCUACCUUAACCCUGACUCCCAGCAAGAUAGAGAGCUGCCCUCACCCCAAAAAGUUCCUCAUGCCCCGUCCUGGACGGUCCUCAACCUGUCUCUCACAGCCUGUUCUGAUUUGGUUUUUAUCCUCAGUCCAUUUUGCCUAUCUAGAACUUGAUGUAGUUGGAGUCAUGCAGUCUGUACUCUUCUUGCAAAAGGCUUCUUCCACUUGGUGCCACAACUGUGAGGUUCAUCCAUGUCUCUGCAUCAUUUCUGCCCUUUGUAUUUUUAGGGUUUUAAAAGUAAUAUUUUUUUUAAAAUGUUGAGUAUUACAGAAAUGAAUAUAAUAUACAGAGACUAUGGUUUUUCUUUAAUCCCACUCCCAGAGAUGACGUCAUUCAGCAGUUGGGUAUGUGUGCCCCCAAGGUUUUUCUUGUCACAAAAUGGACUUACUGGGGUGGAUAGGCUCCGACUGGGCCUUCCUUACUGUUCAUUGAGGGUGAACUGAGGGGUGAGGCUGCUGUGGCUGCCUCUGCAGGGCUCAGGCAUGUGCCACCAGUAGCCUGAGAAGCUGGAGCUUCUCUGCCGUUACAGCCCCUAGCACCUGCCUGGGCCCUGGGCCUACCUCUGUGUUGGGGACAUGACUUUCUGGCUUUUUUGUGGCAGGGACUGGGAGGGAAGGAAAGCAGAGCAGGUGGGUGUUGAUUUCCAUAAGCAGGGCCGUGUGUCUACUCUAAUAGAGGGCCUGGGAAGGUAACCCUGAGGCUUUGUGUUCCUUCCUGCAGACCUUCUGGGUUCCCCAGAGAGCUGGCCCUCCCUCCAGCUGCUGGGGUUCCUGCCCUUCCCAGCUGGGGCCAGUCUACCUACUGGGAGAAUUCCAGAGCUGAGGGAUCCUCACUGGAGAGAUUUCUGUGCUCCCUUUCCUGCCCCUCCCUGCAGACCCCUGAAAGCUCUGUCCCAGGGAGGAGCCGGGUCAGAGCCUUAAGUGAAUGCCAAGCUGGCCCUGGUAGCCCAGGCCUGCUGCCCCAUUGCCCCAGAUCCUGGGUGUCCUAGGAGCCAGCGUUCUGGGUGGGCAGUAGGCCAGGGCUGGGCGUGCUAGCCUUGGGGCUGAUAGGCAUGCUGCCUGGGCCUGCUGCCAGGGUCUGCUGGGUGCCAGGCAGCAUCCUCAUCGCAGCCUGCAGUCAGCCGCUGCCAGGGCUGGGCACGAACACUCGGGCCAAUGCCCAGAGCCAUGUUUCUAAUUACCUGGCACUCCCCAGGUGGGGCCCUCCAGGGUAGGCACUUGCUGUUUCAUGCCCAGUGGUAAGCUGGUAGGGCAGAGGUUUGUGGCUAAGAAGGAAAGAGCAGUGCUUAGUAGGAGUGGUGUGGAUGGCAGGCUUGUGGCAUUGUGCUUGCUGUGAACUUUCUGCAGGUGGCUCUGACACACACUACCUCAAAUGGAGGGUGCAGGGAGGAGCCCUGCCCUGUCCUGUGUCAUGGCUGACCCAGCCUGGGGCCAUCCUUCCUUGGUGGGGAGACCUGGUCCUAGCCUGUGCUGAAGUGCCUGUCAGGGCCAGGCAGUGGGCACUGACGAGGGUGUUCCCACCCUUACUCAGGUGCCUCCCAGUCCUAUUCUCCACCCAUUCUCUGCGUGGCAUCCAGUAGCUGGCCUGACCUCUGGCAAGGUCAGGUGACCCCUUGUUGCAAAGUUUGGCAGGUGCCCUGCCCAGCAGUGCUCUGGUUGACCAAGGUCGUGAGGGACAGUGGUUGGGGAGCAGAUGAGGUGGUAUAGGGCUGGAUGGUGGUGUUUGAUUAUCUCCAGUGUGCCACCCAGAGUCUCUAUCCAGUUUUUUGACUGCUCCCACCAGUGUUUCAGUGGCUCCUGCUCCCCUGCCCCCACUGCCCAACACUGGCCUCGGCCCAGUUAGCUCACUGGGCCCAACCCUUGCUAACUGUGGACGCUCUUGGGCUUCCUGCCAACAGAGCUGAUUCUGCUGCCCUCUGGGCCUUUGGUGGGGUCCUGGACCAGCCAUUCACCCCUCCCCUCACACCCCACACCCAGAGGGGAGCUGCCUAGGGGCUGGAGAGACAGCUGGUCUGCGGCAGCCUAGGCCUCCCAGCUCUGUGCCGGCACCCCGGGUCUGGUCACAUUCCUGAGGGACCUGCUGAGCCUCCCUGGCCCUGGGGGUGGAGUGGGGGAAGGGCAGGCAGGGAUGGGCUGCUGCAUGCCCCCUCCACGACCCUGGCUCCAUUCCGUGGGGGCCCAGGCUGGCAGGUGUGGGGUGCAAGGACCCACCACCUCAGGAUCCCCCCUCCCGCAGGACCUAGAGCCCUGGGGUUGGGAGGGAGCCUGCCCGCCCUCUCCUGGCAGCAGCUGCCCAAGGCUUUGGCGGGCCAUUAUUGAAAGUCCAGGCCUGCAGCUUGGGCGAGCCCUUAGGCAGCGAAACCUCCAGAGAGGGAAGGCCAUGUGGUCUGCUGGGGGGGCUGGGCCCUCUGGGCAGGGAGGAGUUGAGAGCAGAUCGGGAAGGGAAGGAGCAGGGGAGCCAGAAGCGGUUGAGACUGGUUCUUAUAAAUAGCCCUUGCACAAGUGGCUCCAAUUUUGACCUUUUGUUAUGUAAAUGUGGCCAGGCUGGGAAGGGCCUUGCCCAGGCCUCCUGCCACCACACCCGCAGGCCAGGAAUUGUGUCUGCCACCAGGGCCCCCUGGCCUAGGUGGCCCCUGCGGUGUGUCCUUAAUCUGUGUGUGUUAGUGGGGGGAGGUAUCACACCCUCUGAACUCCCUAGACCUGUUCCCUCGUACUUACUCUUCCUGGCCAUCAGAUCCAACUGCCAGGCUCUCCUGCCACUGUCUCCUGCUGGGCUGCCCCUGGUGCCCCAGCCAGAGGCCUCCGGGUGUUUCCCUUCAUUGCCCUUCCCUCCCUUCCUUGCUGAUGGCUGUCCAGGUGACCGUGUCCGUCUUCUCUUCCCCAGGUGACCAGGCAUUGAUGCACCCCCAGGAAGGCUACGCGCUCAGGAGGCCCCUCCCCGCUGGCUGCUGCUCACAUGGUGUCUGGGCCCCAGGCACUCCGGUGGUACGCGUGGGCGGGGCGAGGGGACAUGGGGCCCGACAUGGAGCUGCCCAGCCACUCGAAGCAGCUCCUGCUGCAGCUGAAUCAGCAGAGGACCAAGGGCUUCCUGUGUGAUGUCAUCAUCAUGGUGGAGAACUCCAUCUUCCGGGCUCACAAGAAUGUCCUGGCCGCCAGCAGCAUCUACUUCAAGUCCCUGGUCCUGCACGACAACCUCAUCAACCUGGACACAGACAUGGUCAGCUCCACGGUGUUCCAGCAGAUCCUGGACUUCAUCUACACAGGCAAGCUGCUGCCCAGUGACCAGCCAGCUGAGCCCAAUUUCAGCACCCUUCUCACUGCCGCCAGCUACCUCCAGCUGCCCGAGUUGGCAGCCCUCUGCCGUCGCAAACUCAAGAGAGCCGGCAAGCCCUUUGGCUCUGGGAGGGCAGGGGCCACCGGCAUGGGGCGGCCCCCCCGCAGCCAGCGGCUGUCCACGGCCUCUGUCAUCCAGGCUCGUUAUCAGGGGCUUGUGGAUGGGCGUAAGGGGGCCCACGCCCCCCAGGAGCUCCCCCAAGCCAAAGGCUCAGACGAUGAGCUCUUUCUUGGUGGUUCUAACCAGGAAGGUGUGCAAGGUUUGGGCCGGGCCAUCUGCCCAGCUGGUGGGGAGACAGGCCUCGGGGGCUGCAGCAGCAGCACCAAUGGGAGCAGUGGGGGCUGUGAGCAGGAGCUGGGCUUGGACUUGUCCAAGAAAAGCCCACCCCUGCCCCCUGCCACCCCCGGUCCCCACCUCACUCCCGAUGACCCAGCCCAGCUGAGCGACAGCCAACACGGCUCGCCCCCUUCGGCCUCUGCCCCUCCUGUUGCCAACAGUGCCUCUUACUCUGAGCUGGGGGGCACCCCCGAUGAGCCCAUGGAUCUGGAGGGAGCUGAGGACAACCACCUGAGCCUGCUGGAGGUGCCUGGCGGGCAGCCUCGGAAGAGCCUCCGACACUCCACUCGGAAGAAGGAGUGGGGCAAGAAGGAACCUGUGGCUGGCUCCCCUUUUGAGCGGAGAGAAGUGGGACCCAAGGGUCCCUGCCCGGGAGAGGAGGGCGAGGGGGUUGGGGACAGGGUUCCCAAUGGCAUCCUGGCUGGUGGGGCUGGCCCUAGCGGGCCCUAUGGAGAGCCCCCCUACUCCUGCAAGGAGGAGGAGGAGAAUGGCAAGGACGCAAGUGAAGAUAGCGCGCAGAGUGGGAGUGAGGGGGGCAGCGGCCACGCCAGCGCCCACUACGUGUACCGGCAGGAAGGCUACGAGACGGUGUCCUAUGGGGACAACCUGUAUGUGUGCAUCCCCUGCGCCAAGGGCUUCCCCAGCUCCGAGCAGCUCAACGCGCACGUGGAGACGCACACAGAGGAAGAGCUGUUCAUCAAGGAAGAGGGGGCCUAUGAGACAGGCAGUGGGGGCGCCGAGGAGGAGGCUGAGGACCUGUCGGCGCCCAGCGCGGCUUAUGCAGCUGAGCCCCGGCCCUUCAAGUGUUCGGUCUGCGAGAAGACCUACAAGGACCCGGCCACUCUGCGGCAGCACGAGAAGACGCACUGGCUGACGCGGCCCUUCCCCUGCAACAUCUGCGGCAAGAUGUUCACGCAGCGUGGCACCAUGACGCGUCACAUGCGGAGCCACCUGGGCCUGAAGCCCUUUGCCUGCGAUGAGUGUGGCAUGCGCUUCACCCGCCAGUACCGCCUCACUGAGCACAUGCGUGUGCACUCAGGUGAGAAGCCCUAUGAGUGCCAGCUGUGCGGGGGCAAGUUCACCCAGCAGCGCAACCUCAUCAGCCACCUGCGAAUGCACACUUCCCCCUCCUAGAAGCCAAAGACCCGAGGGCGCCCUCUGCCACCUUGCUCCCCGGGAACCCAUGGAAGGAGAAGCGUGGUGAUGCAGCGGCAGGGGCAAGACCCUGGGUCCAGUGGAGGCUCCGGGUGGCCCCUCUGGCCCCCACUUGCCCACACCCAGAGCUUUAAUCGACAGUCUGUACCAAGCAGAGCCGACAGGAGGGAAGCUAGGGGUCCCAGCCCGUCUACCUCCCCAUCUCACCCAGGUCCCCAGCUCCCCGCGGGGACCACCGCAGGGCCUGUGGGCUGGGUCACGUGGGUCUCGCUGGGACCUGGUCCCUUUGCUGCAGGCGACUUGGAGAAAGGGGGCAGUGGGGGCCUCCAUGCUGGUGAUGGCCAAGGUGUUGUUGGGAGCAGGCCCCACCCCGUUAGCCGCGUCUGUGUGUGUGCACGUGUGCUUGUGUCUGUGUGGGCAUGUACGGCCCUGGUUCUGCAGGGAACAGGUGCUGGGGGUGCAGAUCCCUCCCUCCUUGAGCCAGGGUGGCACUGCUCACUGGCGCUGGGACAGUCAGGGUGACCCCACCGCCUACCUCUCUACAACUAAAGAGCCCUCUGGGCCUGUGUUGCUGUUAUUCCUACUGAUCUGUUCCUCUAUUUUUCUUUUUUCUUUUUGUUUUUUAAACCAAAACAAACAAUAGCUUAUUUUCUUCCCAGCCCCUCUGGGGCUGAGCCUGGGUCUGAAGACUGAAUGUAACAGGGGCCGCUGGCCCUCCUGUGCGUCCCUGGCUCUGACGCUGCAGGGGUGUCAGCGUGCCACCGCUCCAGGCCUCAGAAGCCCUUCUUGCCCAAAGGCUUCCCUGGUCCCUGAGCCCUGCCUCGGCUGCCUCAGGAGAGUGCUUUUCCUGUAGUUUCCAAGGAUUAUUCUUUAUUUAGAGGUACUUGUUUUUUAUUAAGAGAAAAACCAGUGUAACGUUUAUGUGACUGAACUGGAAGGUCUGGGGUUCCGGGGGGUGGGGGGAGGCUGGACUCGAUGCCGGGGCCAUUGGUACUCUCGUUUUCAUUUGUGUGUGCGCGUGUGUGUCUGUGUGUGGUGUGUGCCGUACGCGUGGGCAGACGUUUCGCUUUCCCUCCUUCCUCACUGAACAAGGUGGAGACUUGUGACUUGUUGCUACCUCUUGAAUUCAUGACAACAAUAUGUUGGUGACUGGCAUGGAAGCCCUCGGCAUCCCUGCUUUCUCCUCCUAACAACCAGGAAGUCGGUGCAGGAGUCACAGGGCUCCGAGUGGCCCAGUGACUGGGCCCUGCAUCUCACCUGUGUUUUCCCUUUGGGCCUUGGGCCACAUCCACCCCCAGGGGACCCUGGCACCCUGGGCACAUGAACCUGUUUCUGGUGUGGGUGAGGUGUGGGGCCCCAACGUGGAGCCAGGCACUGGGUGCUGACAGGGGAGCCAUGAGGAGGGUGGCAGGUCUUUGCAGCUCCCGGCCAGGCUGAGGCGGAGGUGAGCCCUCUUCGUCCUGCCACCUCCACCCUCCAUUCCUGCAAGAGUUGAGCUUGUAAGAGCUGACCUUAGGACCCCCCCAGAGAACAGGGAUUGUACUUCUCUGAGCAGACACUGUCUAGGGCUCCUCAACCAGCCUCAGACACUUCCAUGAGCCCCAUAGUGGGCUCUCAAGGCCACAGCACAGUCCCACUGUCUUCGGCCAACUGGAGCAGUGGGGCUGGGCCUGCAGGCUUCAUCUCGCUUCACGACUUCCCCUUUUUUUUCUCUCUCUCUCCUCUAUUUUAAGUUUAGACCAAAAAAAUUCCAGAGUCAUCCCCUACCCCCCACCCCUCCAGAGACCCUCCAACUGAAAACAGAGCCUGAGUUCAGGGACCCGAGUGGUGAGCAGUGUGUUUUGGGGGUGAGGGAGCUUGGGCGGAUGAGGCUUCUGGCUGAGCCCUCCCUGUGGCGAUCCCAGCCUGAGAAGGGCCCUCUUCCCUCCUGGUGGGAAGCAGAGAAGUGGACCCAGGGUCUUAGAUUCCAGCAAGUCAGGCUGGGGACCUUGAGGGGAGGAGACUCCUGGACUCCACCCCUCCUCAGUGAGGGGGCUCCCCUUGUCCUGACCCCACCCCACCCUGUCAGCACUUAAGCCACACGACACAAAGUCUGUACUGCACGGGAACUGCACGCGCCCGGGGCCAUGUGCGUGGCCUCGGGCUGUGGGCAGCCGCAUCUGUGACGUGACUCAUGAAAGUAGGUGAUUCCUUUGCAGAACUUCAGGGACUGGGAGCAGAGGCCCCUCACUCAACUACGUUUGUGCGACAUAGUAUUGUACCCACCUUAGUAUUGUAUGGAGCCUUUUCUGUAUUUUAAUGAGAAAGCAGAACACUAGUUUCCUAUUUAAGACUUUAAGGGUUUGUGGGGCGGGGCGGGAUUAACACAACAUUUGGCUUUGUUUUCUUUUUCCUUUGAUUUCCACGUUGGGUGUGUGCGAGUGUGUGUGUGUGUGAUGUUAAGAGCCUCACAAAGAAACUGGGUUAUUGGAGGCCAAGGUGGCUUACAGCUCUCUGCGCUUGUCACUUAAUUCCUAAAUGUUUCGGAGAAACAGGAAACAGAAAACAGCAGAUACCAUGUAGGAAAGAGGGCAAACAAAGAAAAAAAGAUAAGCUCAUACCCAAAUUCACAAAGCCUGUUUUUAAACCAAAGCACAUUUUGAAUGAGUAUGGAACCUCCAUGGGCUCAGACAAAAGUUACUAAUAUAUUUAUCUCAUUGUUUACAUAAGCUCUUACAGUUUCAGACCUCAGCAGCUGUAAGGCCAGUCCAGGGAACCCUCGCCUGCUGCUGGAAGCCCUUCUGAGUUGGCCCUGGAGUGGUUCACGGGCAGAGCGGGGCAGCCCUGGGGCUGGGGAAGGGACUGGAAACCUCCCUGGAUUCACCUGAGCCCUCCUCCCCAUUCUCAGGGCCCCUCCAAGCCCAGCUGGCACCAAAGAGCUUGGGCCAGUGCUGACCAGCCCCCAAGGUCCUCUGACCUGGACCAUGCUGGUCCUGACCAGCUGGCCUAUGUGGGGGUGGCUGUCAGCUCUGGCCACAGGACCCGAGACUGGGCUUGAGUCCCCCUGCUACUCUGCCCGUGACCCUCGGGGAUGGGUUGAUGUGAGGGUCCCACUCAAGCCAAAAAGCCGGGACCUUUGCACAGCCCAGCCAACUCUGGUGGGUCCCCAUUCGUGGUGACCCCCUAACCCCACCCGAAGCAGCAGAAAGGGCUGACUGGGCCUGGUCCUUACCAACAUAGACGGUGCAAACACUCUUAACAGUGUUGUUUUUGUAUCAAUAUGUUCGUGCAGUGAUGAAUGUAUUUAUUUCUCAGACUUGGGGCGAGUGAGCAGGUGGCAGGUCAGGCUCCGCCACUGCACACUCCCGCCGGACUGAGCCCCAGCAAGGGCUCCUCCAGGAUUGCAAAAAAAAAAAAAAAAAAAAAAAAAAAAAAAAAAAGAGAAAAGAUGAACCUUUAAGCAAAUAAUCUCAGAGACUCGCAGCAUAGCCAUACACCUCAGCCUGUGAAAUGAACAAUCCGGACCCUCCCCGACCUUCCCCACCUCACGCAGCUGCGUGUGUUUCCCGUUCGUCACCACUCGGGGGCGCCGGGCCGCCCACCCACUCCCCCAACCUGUCAGUAUUCACUGGACCUCGGGCGCCAUGCAGGAGUGCGAUCUGGGCUGGGCCACUGGGCAGGCCAAUCCCCUGCCCUCCCUCCCGGCCAUCCUGAGUUGGGGUGAGGCCUGGGCAGCCGGAGGGCAGGGCUCAGGGAGCAGGAGGCUGCAUCCGUCCACCCCCAGGUGUGGGGGACAAAAGCCAAAGGCGAGGCCUUAGAGCAGACAAGGGCUCUCAGCCCUGCCAUGCCCCCUGAAGGGACCAAGGUCCUCCUGUUCCCAGAACCCCAUUGGGGCAGAUGUUACUGAACCUGUGAAUCAGAUGCCAGGGGUGAGGGGCUGGGGAGGGACCUAACCUGACCCUGUCUGACAUUCCACGCUGGGGUGGGCAUGAGCUGUGGGAACUGAGGCUGCCCAGGACCCCCUUCCUAGGAUGCCCCAGCUUCAGUCACCCCACUUUAACUUUCUACAAGGACCCCCUCCCCUUACCUCACCUUGCUAUUUAUUGCUGUAAUUUAUUGACCUCAAAAAUGCUGCAUAACAGACCUCACUGGGGCAGGGAGGAUCCCCAGGGCUCCCCCCCUCCACUUGGCGGGCCCUGUGGGGCCAGGUGCUGAGGGGAGCCUCUCUACCCCACCCAUCACUAGUUUCCCUCCGCCCCCACCCUGGGGGCCCCAGGUUGGGCACUGGCUCAUUACUUACAAAUACCUCGAAUGGGGAGGGGGGAGGGAUGGGGUUAUAAGUGUUUUGUUUAAUUGGAACUGGAAGAGGGAUCAUGUUCUAUUUUAUGCCCUUCCCAGAAAGGGGGAGGGACACCAGGAUCGCACUCCUGUACUGGCCACCGCCGCUGUCACUCGUCACAUUGAGUUCACAUCCCUUGAGAGUUUGUAUAAAUUCAGGUCAGCGCUGCAGCUAUGCAGCCGCCCAGUGUCAUAGAAAAGCAAUUCACCAACGACUGAUCUCUCCAUUCAGAAGUGUGCAGUCUUAAUGUACAGCGAUGAGAAACUGUUAUUUUAUGAUCUUUUCAUUAAAAGCUUGAUUGAAAACUA